Molecule: messenger RNA, 1584 nt
Organism: Penicillium verhagenii
Lineage: Eukaryota; Fungi; Ascomycota; Eurotiomycetes; Eurotiales; Aspergillaceae
Product: cytochrome P450
Exons: 2
Coding region: 1-1584 (527 amino acids)
Molecular function (GO): heme binding; monooxygenase activity; iron ion binding
Source: RefSeq, a predicted model, not a curated record
AUGCAUUCGGCUGUUGUCUUAGCCGUAGCUGGGCUGUUAGUCGGCAUAUAUGUUACUUCGCGACGAAAAUCAACUUCGUCUCUGCCUCUGCCUCCAGGGCCUAAGCCCCUUCCAAUAAUUGGCAACGUCCACCAAGCUCCCAAGUCACACGGCUGGAAAACCUAUCGCGAAUGGAGCGAAGAAUACGGGCCCAUCGUUCACCUGAACAUGCUCGGCCAGCCCGUCAUUAUUUUGUCCAAUUCUGAAGUCGCCCACGACCUUCUAGCAAAACAGGGUGCCAUUUUCUCGGAUCGGCCUCGUCUUUUUCUGGCGACGGAGUUGGCCUUGAAGGGGCUCAAUAUCCUCAUGAUGAAUUACACUGAGCAAUUCCGACAACAUCAGAAGCUACAGGUUUCUGUACUGAAUGCAACACCGGCAGCCGCCUAUCUUCCGUUCCAGACUUUAGAAUCACAGCAAUUGAUGCAUGAUCUUCUGGAACAUGCGGGCGGCGCUGGUACUGACGUUCAAGGUCAUUUCCAGCGCGCAAUCGCAAGCAUCAUUCAUACAUUGCUCUAUGGAUUCCGCGUCAAAGAUCCCCAAGACCCCGUGCUUCGCACCGUCGUGACACUCAAUGAUGAGUUCUCUGAAUUUAUCCAAGUUGGCGCGCAUAUCGUUGAUCAGUUCCCCGUGCUGAACAACCUACCUGGGUUCUUGGCGCCGUGGCAGGCGAAGGCUGAGAAUCACUACAACACCAAGUAUGAUCUGCGGGAUAAGAACUUUAACCGCGGUAUAAACUCGGAAUCCUGGAAUAUCUCAAAGCAACUGAAGAAGACCGUCGAGAAGAACAACCUUGAUAUGCCAUUGGAUGAGCUGGCAUUUGAGCUUGGUACUAUGAUCGACGCCGCUUUGGAUGGCACCACAGACAGCUUGAUCUGGUUCGUGGUGGCUUGUAUUACACAGGACAACGAUUUCAUCACCAAAGCACGGGUUGAGCUGGACGCUGUUGUUGGGCGCGACCGACUCCCAACCUCAGAUGACAAGCCCAACCUGCCUUACAUUGACGCAAUUGUUGAAGAGAUAUUCCGCUGGCGACCUGCCGGCCCCGAGGGUGUUCCCCACUUGAAUAAAGAGGAGGCUACCUAUAAUGGAUACACUAUCCCCAAAGGGUCUGUGAUUAUACCCAACGUUUGGACAAUCUACAGAGAAGAAAAAAUAUUCGGCCCGAACCCCGAUGAUUUCAUUCCCGAUCGCUGGCUCGAAGAGGAUGGCAAGACACUCAAAUCCCUACCCUCUGCUGUCUUUGGUUAUGGCAGGCGAACUUGCCCAGGGCGGUAUGUUGCCCGCAAUGUGAUUUGGAUCGUCGUUGCCCAGAUGUUAUGGUCAUUUGAUGUCAAGGCUGGUCUGUCCGAAGAGACGGGCGAGCCUACCGUCGUUGAUCCCAUUGCAUGCACCUAUGGCCUGGUUAUGCGGGCCCUGCCUUUCAAGGCUUCGUUUAACCCUCGUGGGCCUUGGGUGCGUGAAGUUAUCACCAGAGAUGGUGACACCUACAGCAAGGACCAUGUGUCCAUGCUCAACCAAAUUGGGGCAGAGUUCUCCAAGCUAUAG